This is a messenger RNA of Batrachochytrium dendrobatidis JAM81, 825 nucleotides long. Its product is annotated as methylthioribulose 1-phosphate dehydratase MDE1. Bases 1 to 825 code for a protein of 274 amino acids. Gene Ontology annotation, molecular function: methylthioribulose 1-phosphate dehydratase activity; metal ion binding. The record is from RefSeq and is a predicted model, not a curated record. Lineage: Eukaryota; Fungi; Chytridiomycota; Chytridiomycetes; Rhizophydiales. Gene Ontology annotation, cellular component: cytoplasm. The transcript has 5 exons.
AUGGUUCCAGAAAUGGCUCCAGAAAUGGUUCCAGAGAUGGUUGGUAGCAAUGAUAACAGUUUGAUGAAAAAGAGAAAGUCGGAUGUGCAAUCGCAGGCUCUAUGCAAGAAACCCAAAGACUCAAACUCAUCUUCACCUUGGAUUUCCACCGAUCCUGAGCAUCCAAUCAACUUGAUUCCUGAGUUGUGUAGACUGUUCUAUACUCUGGGAUGGGUAACUGGAACUGGAGGUGGAAUCACCAUCAAGAAAGACAAUCAUAUCUACAUUGCUCCUUCUGGAGUUCAAAAAGAACGACUCGAAUCCGUCCAUCUUUAUGUCUUGACUUGCUCAAAAGAAAUUGUUGUCUCGCCUCCUCCCGCUCUUUUGCUUAAACCAUCGCAAUGCACUCCUCUUUUCUACAAUGCUUACGAUCUGCGCAAUGCUGGCGCUUGUAUUCACACUCAUUCGCAAAACGCAGUGCUCGCUACUCUUCUCUACGAUAAAGAAUUCGUAAUCACUCAUCAGGAAAUGAUCAAAGGCAUUCGAAAGGGUGAAACUAGCACAAACUACAAGUACUAUGAAAAAUUGGUUGUGCCAAUCAUUGAAAAUACUGCCGAGGAAGAGGACUUGAAGGAGCGAAUGGAGGCUGCUAUGAAGGCAUAUCCUGAUACAAAUGCUGUUCUUGUUCGUCGUCAUGGCGUGUAUGUUUGGGGACAAACAUGGCAAAAAGCUAAAUCUAUGACCGAAUGCUACGACUAUCUGUUUGAAAUUGCUGUCAAGAUGAAGUCGUAUGGAAUCGAUCCAGCUCAAGUUCCUGCUGAUAGCGAAUACGCUUCUUGCGUAUGA